Messenger RNA from Myxocyprinus asiaticus (Chinese sucker), 8729 nucleotides. Its product is annotated as CDK5 regulatory subunit-associated protein 2-like. The transcript is spliced from 50 exons. Bases 124 to 8580 code for a protein of 2818 amino acids. Gene Ontology annotation, cellular component: microtubule organizing center. The record is from RefSeq and is a predicted model, not a curated record. NCBI's taxonomy places the organism in Eukaryota, Metazoa, Chordata, Actinopteri, Cypriniformes, Catostomidae.
CAACGUCUGCUUUGAAUCACACGAUCUGCCGCCAACUGUUUAAAAAUAACACCACGGACAUCAUGUUUUGAGAUAUAUAUGUAUAUAUGUUUAAUACAUCACUAAAACUUGUUUUGAUACAAAAUGGAUUCGGUGGUAGGAGAGGAUCAGAUACUGCCGAUUGACAUCAGUCUGAGUAUUUCCAGACUGCCAGAGUCUCUAAACAGCACCAACUUCAACACGGACAACAUGACAGCUCCUCUCUUUCCAGUACAGAGGAUGUCUCCAGCCAAAGCUCUGACUAUGAAGGAUUACGAGAACCAAAUCACAGCUCUAAAGAAAGAAAACUUUAACCUGAAGCUCAGGAUCUAUUUCCUGGAAGAGCGUGUGCAGCAGAAAUGUGAUGAUUCCACAGAGGACAUUUACAAAAUGAACAUUGAACUAAAGGUGGAGGUGGAGUCAAUGAAAAGAGAUCUGGCUGAGAAACAGGAACUGCUUGUGUCUGCAUCGAAAGCAUUGGAGAGUUUAGCCAGUCGAGGUGUUGAUGAUGGCCGAGAGCAGAUGAAGAGAGAAAUGGACUCACUCAGAGAAGCUUUCAGCGCUCGGAUUCAAGACCUGGAGGAGUCUCUGCAAACUGCUCAAGAGGAACUUGAAAACAUGGCUAUCAUUGCUGAACAGGAGAAGCUGAAGAAUCUUAGAUUGGAGAAAGAGCUGCAAGGCACCAACCAAUCAGGACCCUCAACUGGCUCAGGCUCCGCCCCUGAGCAGGUCAGAGAGCUCCAGCAGGCUCUUCAGCAGAAGGAGAGUGUUAUUCUGGAACUGCAAGUGUCACUAAAAGAUCAAGAUGCUCUGAUUAGAGAGCUUCGGAGAAAUGGUCCAGACCAGCCAAUAAUGGAGCAGAUGGCCCAAUUAAACUCUCUGAUUGGCCAAAAGGACAGAAAACUGCAGGCACUUAGGGAAGGACUAGAUCGUGAAAGAGGAAAUGCAGAACAGGACAAACAGGUGGGUGUAGAAAGGCAGAAUGAAUUGAGCAGAUUGGAGCAGAAGACCAGACAGCUGACUGAAGAACUCAACAUGGCCAAGAGCAGCAACCAGAUGCUCAAACGCACGCUGGAAGAGACCGAGAGAGAGAAGAAGGCUCUUUCUGAUGAGCUGCAGGAGAGAGAGAUCGAGCUGGCAGCAGAGAAGAAGAACUCUGUGAAACGAGAUAAAACCAUCCAGGGCCUCAGUCUGGUCCUCAAAGAGAAGGAGAAAGAGAUUGAGGAUUUGUCUCAUGAUCUUGAGGACAGGAAUCAGGCUCUGGCCAAAGCUCGAGAGGCCCUUCAUAAAGCCAAAUUACAAAAAUAUCAGGGAGCUGAAGAUCAGCAGUCUCUUCUCCUCGAGCAGCAGGCUGAAUUAUCGCGGCUCCAGACAGAGGCUCACUCAUCGCUGCUGGAAGCCCAGCGGCUGCAGCGUGUUCUGGGCAGCAGAGAUUCAGAGCUCUCCCUCCUUCAGCAGGCCAAACUACAGCUGGAACAGGAACUGGAACAACUACAACAGCAGAACAAGAAAGGAGACAAGACUAUUAAUGAUCUGCAGAACCAGUUAAAGAAGCUGAACGGUGUUCUGACUGACAAAGAGAACACUCUAGAAUGGCAGCGUCUGGAACAGCAGGAACAGAACCGAGCUUCUGAGCAAAAACUUCAGAACACCAUAGACCGUCUCACAGCGAACCUCAAUCAUAAAGACCAGCAGCUACAGGACUAUAUGAAUUUGGUGAGAGAUCUGGAGAAGAAUAAAACUCAGGAUGGAGGUGAUGUCAUGGUGGCUAAACUGAGAGUACGGCUGAAGGAGAAAGAAAAAGCUCUUGAGAAAGCACUGGAUGAUAAGUUUGUUGCAGUGGAGGAGAAAGAAAAUGAGAUCCAUUUGUUACAGCUGAGUGUGAGAGAGAAAGAAAGAGAUUUGGAACACCUCAACAACCUGCUCUCACACAACGAAGAGACCAUUAAUAGUUUUGAUGCUCUCGUAAAGGAGAGAGAUCUUGAGCUACAGCAGCUUUUGAACUCUUUGAAGAAUCUUCAGAGGUGUAAAGACGAGACUGAAGAUAAUCUACAGAGAGCUCUGAGAGAGAAAGACUCUAUUAUACAACACUUACAACAGGCCCUGGACAACAAAACAAAAGACAUGGAGGAGAUGGCCAAUUCAGUUCUAAACCAAUCAGAAUCUCAGGGUCGGGACCUGGCAGAGCAGAUGAGUCAGAGGUUAAAGGUUACAGAGGUCAUGCUGUCAGAGGCGGUAAAGGACCAAGAAAGGCUUGUGACUGAGAAUCAGACCGCUGUUGAAACCCUGCUGGCGACCAUCAGCAGCAAAGACCAGCUACUGAGGGAGAGUGCGGAGCGUCACGCACAGGCUUUGAAUGAUCGUGGCGCUGAACUGCAGGAUCUGCGCAGACAGCUUACAGACACGCAGAUGCAGCUCAGAAAUGCACAGAAACUGAGCACCACAGCAACACAAGAGGGUCACCUAGAGACUGCUGAACUCCGUGCCAUGUUGGCGGAGAAGGAAGCUCUCAUUAUUAAACUGUUAGAACGUGGGCAGGAGAAAGAUCGCAUCCUGUUGGAAAUGAGAACAGGUGAAGCUCCGGCCCCUCAGGUGCUGGAGUUAAGACAGACCAUUCAGGUGCUACAGGAUAAACUUGAGGAGAGGGAAGCUCAGCUGAGCAGAAGAAACAGUGAGGAAACUCUGGAUACAACUACAGUCAAUAAGAAAUCUGCUGUAGUUUUGAAGAAAGAGCUCACACAGAAAACAGAAGCUCUGAAUGCAGCACUGAAGAGAGAGAACCAACUCAAGAUAUCACUAGCAGAGCUUCGGUCCAUGGUCUCAGAACUGGAGACACGAUUAGAGGGACAGACAGCCAAUAUUGACUCCCUUACAUCUACGCUCAACACUCAAGAGGAAAUUAUCACUGAGCUGCACCAGCGUUUGCCUCAGCGAGGAGACAGCCUACCUCCUCUGACCUAUGACCGAGCUUCGCGACCUGGUGAGGCCGAAUCCAGUCUCUCUUCCCUCCCUCAGAGAGAAAGAACCAUCAUCGGAGGAGACCGCCAACCGGAGAAUUUGGCAUCUCUGUCAGAUCUUCGGACUGAGCAGGCGGAGUUAAACUGCGCUCUGAAAGCUGAGCAGCAUCUCUACUCCAACCUCAUCAGAGCCGUCAAAGAGCAGGACAGUGUUGAGAGGCUGCAGGCUUUACAGUUGGAGCUCACAGUGGUGUCACUCCUCAGACAGCAGCUGGAGAGCGGCAUUCAGAUGAACGCAGAGCUGAGAGAUCAACUACAGAGGGAGAUCCAGAGAGCCAAUCAGAGAGAAGGUUCAAACCCUUCAGAGUUAGAGAGCAUGCGUGACGCAUUGGAGGAAGCCCAGCGCUGGAACGCCUCUCUGCAAGCCCGACUGGGGCAGAUUCAAAACCGAGGUGGAGGGGUCGGACAGGCCAACGAUUCUGUGGACACACUGAGUUUGAUUGGCGAGCAGACGUCCUACAUGAGUAUAUGUGUGGGGGAGGGGCCAGAGGAGGAGCUGCAGCACUUGACUGUGGAGCAACUCAGACUAAAGGUCUCAGAGCUACAGGCAAUAAAUGCCGAACUACAGAAGAGACUGGAACUUAUGGAGAAAGGCAUUGUGGGUAAUGAUCCAAGAGACUCUCAGAAAGAGCCAGACCAUAUCAAACGUUCAACUCCUAGCAAGAUAUUAAAGCAAACGCAGGAAGAGCUGCUGCCUACCGCUAAAGCUGUCAUGACACUAACGCCUAAAAACGCAAAGGAGAGAUAUGAUGAUGGAGAUCGUUCUCCAAAGGCUUGGGGUGAAAGUCAUCAGCCAUUACAGACUCAGAGAGAGCAAAGUGCCCCAUCAACCAUGUCCAGACUAAAUGAUGAAUCCAAAAAAGCAGAACUCCAAUCGCUUCUUACAGACUGUGGGGCAGAGUCAGUCUCUCAGCUUAGGGUGCAAGUGGCCAAACUUCGCUCAGAAACUUUAGACCUCCGUGGACUCUUGAAGGAAGAAAACACCGCUGAGUCCAAAGAGAAUGCAGAGAGUUCUGGAGAAAGUGAUAGGGAUGGCGACUUACAAGAAACUGUCAAGACACUCCGUUCAGAGGCCAAAGGUUACCGAAAGGUCAUCCGACUGCUAAAGGAGCAGCUCCAGCAGAACUUGACAUCGGAUGCUGGAAGUCGAUUUGUCUCGGAGAUGAUUGUCAGCUCGACAAAUGAUUUGGAAAGACAACGAGUAGAAUGUGAAGACUCACAGAGGCACAAUCACACACUGCAGAAAGAGGGCAAGCAAAAAGAAAAGAAAGAAAUGGAAGAAAAAGAAGGGAGAAGAAAGCAGGGCCAAAACAUUAAACCCAGCAAGCGUCAAAAGCAGCACAUGGCCAGACAUGCAACGUAUGUAAGAUCCCGUCUCCCGGUACCAGUGAGGCUUAUUAGGAGUUCUGGGCAGAGUUCUGAGGAUCUUAGUGAGGUGAAUUCACACCAUAUUCACCCCAGAAAUAGAGACCUCACUGGGGAAGAAGAGUCCGACUACAGCACCGACAGCAAGACAUCUUUGAGGUUAGCUCAGGAUGAACAUCUGGAAUUAGACCAUGUUAAAGACUCCAGGCUUUGUCCAACAAUCAGGUCUAAACAGAACACUGACGUCGGACAGAACCCAGACCAGAAUCUGGAAUCUGAGCUCAUUGCGCAGUUAGAGCUGCUAAAUCAAGAAUGCCAGGAGAAGGAGGAGCUUAUCUCUCGCCUUCAGCAACAAGUCCAGGAUUGGGAGAAGCUUCAGGCAGAGCUGCAAAAGAAAGACCGACUCAACCGAGAAUACCUGGAGGCUCUGCAAGCGGCAGAGUCCACCAUAACAAACCUCACCACAUGCAGCCUGGACUCUGAGUGUGGUUUAAGUCAAACAGGAGGUGUAUCAAUGCAGCAACGGUGUGAAGAACUUCAGAAAGCUGUUGAGGAGAAAGACCGACUUAACGCACAGCUUUUAGAGUGUUUGAACACAGCAGAGUCUGCCAUCGCAUCGCUCCGAGAUGUGGACACAACGAGCAGCUACACAGAUCGAGCCCAUGGGGAGGUUGAUCCACAGGUUCUGUGUGAGAGGCUUAAGGAGCUGAUUAGACAGGUAAAAACUUCUCAGCAGUGUGAGGACAGUGUAAUCCCAGGCAAUUCUGACCUGCAACGGCAGGUGGAAUCACUGCAGGAGUCGCUGUUGCAGCAGUGCAGACUGAAUUCGGAGUUGCAGGAGAAGCUCAGAACUGCAGAAGCGGCUGUUAAAAAGUAUUUUGUAACUGUCAACGCCAAGCAUAACAGUGCCCCCACAGGUCUGGAUGGGAAACACACCCCAGAACCUCAAGAAGGAAAGGUCCCAUCAUUGCAACAGCAGCAACUGACUAACUGUCUAUCUGAGUGCAUUAGAGCUGCCGAAGGGGCUGUCCAGUCUCUUGCAGAUGUUUGCUCAGGGCAAAACCAGUCUCAAAAGAACUCAUCCAGUUUAGAGUUUCAACAAUGGCUUGACAGGCUACAAUGUGCUCAGCUUGAGAGAGAGUUAUUAGAGGACCCAGCCUGUUCUGAGAGACACCAACAAAAGACCAGUACGCCUAUUCUGCAAGGCCAAGAGAACCAAGAGAGUUUUAAAACAUUACGGCAACAGAAUUUACUGGAAUCCGUGUCCUCACACCAGAAUCUUCAUAAGAACCUCUUGAUGCUUCUUCAAGUCCAAAUGGAGCAUGCUCAAAAAUUGACCAAAUUCGAGGAGGGGGAUAAAGAUAAUAUCAGUGGGUGUGGCCAAAGUGGAGGAGGUGGAGAAAUGCCUCAAAAUGAAUGUCUGGAAAGGGAUGACCACAUUGAGAGAUUGCAGAAAUUAGAGAAGAAACUGCCGAUAGCUCAGUCCGUUAUUGCUGGGCACAGUUCAAGCAAGGAUGAACAGUCUGAUCGGCACAAAGCGCCCCCUGGUGAACGGGAUGAUAAAGGGGUGCAAGUGGAGGCGCAGGACCUUGGGUAUGAAACAAGUGGAAGGAGUGAGAGAGAGGAGGGCAGUAGCACAGAUGUGGACGGUGUUUUGCGGUUGGUUCCUGCUCUGUCUCCUGUCCUCCAGAGGACUCAGGACAGAUUCUCUCCUGACACUACAGCAUCCAGCCCUUCGUACCCCAGCUCUCCAGGCCUGAGCUCUCCUCGACCCUGCGAUUCUAGCGCUGACCCAUCUGAACCUAAUGCUGACCCUGCCCUGCUCCGCCAGCACCUCCAGCACCUCAGAUCACAGGUUGAAGGUCAGCACAGAAUCAUCCAGCACCUCCAGCGUCAGCUACGAAAGAAGUCUUUGUCAUCGGAGCUCUUGAGCGUGACCUCUGACGCUGCAUGUGCUGAGGAAGAAGGGGAUAUGAAGCUGAUGAAGUCCCAGCUGAGCGCAGAGCUGGAGAAAGAGAGAACUCUGAACAGAACCAGCCAAUCAGGCUCUCCAUCUAGAAUUGAGUCUCUAGUCCAGUCUCAGGCCCGGGAGUUAUGUGAGCUGCGGGAACAGAUCCGUGUGUCUCGUGGUUUGGGCAUUGAACAGCGUAAACAGCUGCUGGAGCUCAGAGGGGCUCUGGAGGAGUUGCUUCAGCCCAGCGAGAUGCACUCUGUUCAGGGCACCCAAAUCAAAGAGCAGCUGGACCGCAGCCUUGGCCUGUUGGAGAAACUAGAGCAAGUUUCAUCAGGAGGUGCUCACAUGGAUAAUGAGGGGGCAGAGUCAGAGGUGACACUCAGACUGUCUGCAGAAGUGCUGGAGAAAGACCAGCUCAUUCAGUGCCUGCAAGAUCAACUUCGAAAGCAAGUUCCCAGAAUGCAGCAGCACUCAGACUCUGAGAUGAGUGCCAGGCUGUCAAGUGAUGGCACCUCUUCCUUCUGUGGUAGCCCUCAUGCUGUCCACAGAGUUCACACAGGGCUGAAGGCGACCAAUGGCAAUGCAUCUCCAGAUACGAGGCUGGGACCCAGGGGCGUGGCUGUUGAAGAGGGCGUGUCUGAAGGUGAUGAGGGGAGUGUCCGAAUGAUGCAGCAUGAAAACGGGCGGCUACAGGAGCAGCUGAGGAGCAGCGAGGAGCUGAACGCUACACUCCGCAGUGAACUGGACCUCACCCGCUCCAUCCUCAAACACAACACUCCAUCCAAAACCUCACAGAACAGAACCACAGACAAACAGCCAGAGCAGCAGAACACAUCAGCCAGCAUGAGUAUUAACUCAGAUCUGUUGGCGGAACACUUGCUGGAGAUCCGAGCGUUGCGUCAGCGUCUUGAAGAGACGAUCAGAACCAACGAGAGACUCCGAGAACAAUUAGAGAGAAAAUUACAGGAAGCUGAGACAGACCCAGCCACCAACAUCUUCAUUGCUGGUUCUGAGGAUCAGGCUCACUUCAGCAGUGAACUUCACUUCCUGUUAGCACAGAACCACACACUCAAAGAGCAGCUGAACCAGGGAGCACGAGAUAAGCAGAAAGAGAAUGAUCGGCUGAGAGAGACUCUGGCUAGAAGAACAGCUAAACUGGAGCUGAGCAGAAAAGAGUGUGAAACGCUAAAACAAGAGCGAACACAGCUACAGGACAACCUGUACAGAUUGCAGUGUGAAAACUCUCAUCAGAGGCAGCAGUUGUUAGACACUCAGCAGCUUCUGCAGUCUGUGCGUGUUGAACUACAAAUACAGGAACAUAUCAAGAACUCCACGCACACUCACACAGGAGAGGGCCAUGAUUCAGGAUCUGGUUCUGCAGUGGAUCUGAGUGAGUUAUUGGCUGAGAUCAGACAGCUGCGUAUGCUGUUAGAGAGAAGCAUCCAGACCAACACAACACUCAGACAGAGACUAGAACAACAACUACUGACCCGCACAGACCCCAAAUCUACCAUCAACAUCAACUACCUGCUGCCUAACACAGAUGAAGCUGGUAAAUUAAAUGCUCUUCACUCACAGACAGACCCGUCUAGUGCUGUACAUGACAGUGGUAAUUCAGCAGACAGCGGCUCCCAUGCUCCGUCCCGGCUGGUUCCGGGUCAUCGGCUCUGGGUGGACCGGUGCGGCCGUCAUGUUCUGGGUUUGAUAGAAGAUUAUAACGCCCUGCGCAAACAGAUCAGUGAAGCCAAAAGACUCAGUGCAGACAUGGACAAACAUGUACAGGACUGCAGCAGGGCUGUAGAUCAGUUUCAUAUGAAGAGUUUCUCCAGCAGUGUGAACACUUUGCAGCACGUUCUAGAGGAGGCUGCACAACUUCUCAAACUGCUCUGGAGAGUCUCACUUCCCUCAGGAGGUGGCACACACUCUCAACAGGAUGAGCUGUUGAAGAGCGAGAUCUCUCAUCUGAAGAGUCGUCUCUCACAGCAGGAGAAAAUGUUGACUGGAGCUGUCAAACGCCUGAGAUCCACCAAUCAGCUGAAAGAGGGCAUGGAGCGUGUCAUCAUGUACCAGUUGUCUCUUACUCACGGUGUGUUGAAAAGAGCUAGAGGAAACCUGGAGUCUAACUAUUUGAACAUUUAUGGCCCGAAGGGUCUGCCGGUGGAAGGACGUCCCACUGAGUGGCCAGUGACCAAUGAGAAAACAGCUACUAUGUCCAGUCCACAGUGAGAACAACUCACAUUGCAGCUCUUAGUGACGUCAUCCCCCGAUUUGUCUAAUUUAUUUUUCUUCUUUUUGAGGUACACCAAUGCAAUACAGUACACGUAAGUCACUUUUGACAUGGCUGUAAUAAAAGGGAAAUGUUUUUAUUUUUUAAA